CAUUGAUCCGUCGUUCAGCAUGCAGUUGCAGCGUCAUUGUGGGCCACCGUUUGAAUGAAGUUAGGAGACAUACAAAUCUUCCACAUCUCGAUUUACACCCGGCCUCUGAAACUCCUAAGCUUUAUUAAGGACAAACGAACAGAACGAUGCCCGUAUUUACAGUGAAUGUGAAAUGGGGAAAGGAGAAGUUUGAUGCGGUGGAGUUGAACACAGAAGAGCCGCCCAUGGUGUUCAAAGCCCAGCUGUUUGCUCUGACGGGGGUUCAGCCAGAGAGACAGAAAGUCAUGGUGAAAGGAGGAACACUGAAGGAUGAUGAGUGGGGAAAUAUCAAGUUGAAAAAUGGGAUGACCCUUCUAAUGAUGGGCUCUGCUGAUGCUCUGCCCGAGGAGCCUGUAGUACGGCCCAUGUUUGUAGAGGACAUGACAGAGGAGCAGCUCGCAUCUGCUAUGGAGUUGCCAUGUGGAUUGACAAAUUUGGGCAAUACGUGCUACAUGAACGCAACUGUGCAGUGUCUGCGUUCUGUGCCUGAGCUAAAAAUUGCUCUCAGGGGGUACUCUGGUGCCUUGCGUUCCUCUGGAGCUAACGCCCCUCCUCAGUACAUCACAGCAGCGAUGCGUGAUUUGUUCGAGUCCAUGGACAAGACCUCCUCAAGCAUUCCACCCAUCAUUCUGCUGCAGUUUCUGCAUAUGGCCUUCCCACAGUUUGCAGAGAAAGGAGACCAGGGCCAGUACCUCCAGCAGGAUGCCAACGAGUGCUGGGUUCAGGUAAUGCGGGUCCUUCAGCAGAAAUUAGAUCCUGAAGAACAAGAAACUCCAAUGGAGGCUGACGGUGAUAAUGCAGCUGCUGCCGCCACAAAAAAGAAAAACUUUAUUGAUCAGUAUUUUGGUGUUGAAUUUGAAACUACUAUGAAGUGCACGGAGUCAGAGGAUGAAGAACCGACCAAAGGCUCCGAGAGCCAACUGCAACUUAGUUGCUUUAUCAACCAGGAAGUCAAAUAUCUCGCCACUGGACUCCGAUUGAGGCUACAAGAGGACAUCACGAAGCUCUCCCCUACUUUACAAAGAAAUGCUCACUAUAUAAAAUCGUCCAAAAUUAGACGUCUCCCAGCAUACCUGACAGUUCAGAUGGUCCGGUUCUACUACAAAGAAAAAGAAUCUGUUAACGCCAAAGUCCUUAAGGAUGUCAAAUUCCCUCUCAUGCUGGAUGUUUACGAACUGUGCACUUCUGAACUUCAAGAGAAAAUGGUUUCACUGAGGUCAAAGUUCAAGGAGAUUGAGGAUAAGAAACUUGAAAUGCAGCAGGAGCCAAAAGUGGAUCAGAAGGUUUUUACACCCAAAGAAACAAAAUAUGAACCUUUCUGCUUUUCUGAUGACUUGGGCUCCAACAAUAGCGGUUACUAUGAUCUGCAGGCAGUUCUGACACAUCAGGGUCGAUCCAGUUCAUCUGGCCACUACGUCGCCUGGGUUAAAAGAAAAGAAGAUGAAUGGGUGAAGUUUGAUGACGAUAAGGUUAGCGUGGUGUCCCCCGAGGACAUCCUGAAGCUGUCCGGAGGUGGCGACUGGCAUAUAGCAUACGUACUCCUCUACGGCCCACGACGUCUGGAAAUACUUGUGUAACAGCGGUUCAGAUUAAAACUAAAAUCAUACGUAAUUGCCAUUUCCGAGCACUGUCUGUAUAGAUGUGCAAUAAAUCCUGGUGUCUUUAAAAACCUGACCUUAAUAUUUUCUGAACUUUUCAUGCAUCAACAUGAGCGGCAUGUCAUUUAAGGGUGUUUCACCCCCCUUCUGCGGAUGGUAGAUUUGCCGGACCUGAUCUUUGUUUGGACUUUGAGCAAUUCUUUUCUAAAUGUUUUCUAUUUGCAUUGUAUAUUUUAAGCCUGUGGAAAGUUGUUCAUGCUCAUUAUACAGUAUCCAUUGCAGUUAUUACUAGAAAUAUGUAGUAAAUCAAUUUAAAAAAAGAUGUUCUUGGCCACUUUUGUACCUGUAAUUAAUUUACAUUAGGACGAUUGUUUAUGAUAGUGGGUUUCUCACCCCAAAGAGAACAACGUUUACAUUGUGUUGUAUGAUUGUAGGCCUGCUUUGAAUAUCAAAGGUGCGUUUUGUUACUAAAGCAUUUUAGAGGAUAGUUCAUGAUUCAAAUAUCACUCUUGUCCUCUAGCUACAGUGGAACAUAAACCACCAUAAACUCAUAUGUCCUGAAAUACCCAAAUACAAUCACGUAAGAGCAUCUCUGUAAUAAGUUAUUGACUGCAAGCUUUUCAUAAACUGAAAAAUAAACAUGCCAAUGAAA
Triplophysa dalaica is the source of this 2289-nucleotide messenger RNA. RefSeq names its product ubiquitin specific peptidase 14 (tRNA-guanine transglycosylase) (gene usp14). Gene Ontology annotation, biological process: proteasome-mediated ubiquitin-dependent protein catabolic process; protein deubiquitination; regulation of proteasomal protein catabolic process. NCBI's taxonomy places the organism in Eukaryota, Metazoa, Chordata, Actinopteri, Cypriniformes, Nemacheilidae. Gene Ontology annotation, molecular function: protein binding; cysteine-type deubiquitinase activity; proteasome binding. The record is from RefSeq and is a predicted model, not a curated record. Bases 147 to 1616 code for a protein of 489 amino acids. The transcript is spliced from 16 exons.